UUGUUCUGCUUCAGUUUGACUUCGACUGUCUGAAGAACAACAGCAAAUAGAGAGAGAGAGAGAGAUGAGGGUCCAUUGUCUGCUGCUGACGAUCGCCCUCAGCUGCUGCUGCUCUGCUGCAGAUCCUCCUGAUCCUCCUUCAAUCCGUCUCAACUCCGACUUUCUGCCAAACCAAACCGAGGUGGUUCUGACCGCUGGCUCCACCUUCACCCUCAGUUGUCACGGUAACAUUUCAGUUGGUUGGACCUUCACUGCGUUCAAUCUGUUGUACCGGGACGGACUGCAGAACCCGGUGGAGAUCAACAGAUCGAACCCCAGACACACUGGAACGUAUCGUUGUGGGUACAUCAACCAGAGCCUGGAACACCUGAACACCUGGAUACACCUGUAUGUCAAAGACCCAGCUGACCCCGACAGCGUCUUCGUCACACCUUAUCGUCUCCCUGAUGUCAAGGAGGGCCAGGACUUCCUGUUCAGGUGUCUGCUGACCGACCCGUCGGUGACAAACCUCACCCUCCAAUCACAUGACAGUGCCAUGGGCAAGGGGCGGGGCCUGCCUCAGGGCAUGAACGUGACCUUUGACCCUCAGAGAGGAGCCCUGAUCCGAGACCUGCAGAUGUCCUUCACAGGACACUAUGUUUGUUCAGGCUGGAAGGACGGACAAGAGUUCAGAUCCAAACCUGUCAACCUGCUGGUUUCCCGCAGGCUGCGUCUGUGUCAUCCUCCAUCUCUGUCCAUCAGUCAGGAUGAGUUUGUCCGUCUGGAGGGAGAGACGUUCGAGGUCACCUGUCUGGCCAGGAACCCAAACAACUUCUACAACCUCACCUGGACUCACCCGAACAGGAAGAAGCCCCCACACGUCUUCGUCAGCUGUCUCCAUGGCAACUGUCUGAACAAGAACAGCACUCUGAUGGUCUCUGAUGUCACUCUGAUGGACAGCGGCACCUACACCUGUACUGCUCACAACGAGGCUGGAGUCGCCACAGCAACCACGCAGCUAAGAGUUGUGGAUCAACCCUACCUGAGGAUCUACCUGCAGGCUAAUGCUAACGCUAAGACCACGGAGGCCAACGAGGAACUGGUGGCUAACGUUAGCAGCAUACUGAUGGAGGUGAAAGAAGAGCUAGCAGCUAACGUUAGUAGUGAUUCAUUGGAGGUGAACGGGGAGCUAACUGCUAAUGUUAACAUUAGAAUGGAUGUGAAGCGGGAUAGCAGUGCUAACAUUAGUGGCAGUAGCACAGUGGAGGUGUACGAAGGUCUGGAUGUGAUGCUGACCUUUGUGAUAGAGGCAUAUCCUCCAAUCCGGAACUGGCGCUGGACGACCUCAACACACUUCAGCAACAACAGCACGGCGUACCUGGAGAGCUACGUUACAAACAGCUACAGGUCGGAGGCUAGCUUGCUGCUGCAACGGGUUCGACAGGAAGAUCGGGGUCAAUACUCGUUCCACUUUGUUAACUUGUUCUUUAACGGCUCGCAGAAUAUCAACCUCCGAAUUUACCGUUCUCCGAGUGUCGUCAUCAGUCAGGAGAAGGACAUGUUGACCUGCAGCAGCUCUGGAUAUCCACCACCAAUAAUCCUCUGGUACACCUGCGCUGGCAUCCACGACACGUGUGGAGAGGACUCCACCAAUCAGGUUUCUUCAGCUGAUGUGACCUCACAGGAGGAAGAGGAGGAAGUUAAAACACGCCUGAGUGUCCCUGUGUCACCUGGUGAUGAUGUCACUGUGGAAUGUGUGGCCUACAAUCAGAUGGGAGAGUCCCGUGACGUCUUUAACCUCCGAGAACCUGAAUGCAUCUUCACGUUGCCUCUGAUCGGAGCUCUAAGCGCCGCCGUCUUCCUCUUCCUGCUGUCGUCAGUCUUCUUUUACAAGUGGACACAGAAACCCAAAUACGAGACUCGUUGGAAGAUCAUCGAGACCACUGAUGGAAACAGCUACACCUUUGUUGACCCCACCCAGCUGCCGUACAACCACAAGUGGGAGUUUCCUCGAGACAAGCUCCGCCUCGGCGCUGUUUUGGGAUCGGGGGCGUUUGGGAAGGUCGUUGAGGCGACAGCGUACGGUCUGGGAACGAAGGACGCCACCCGAGUCGCCGUGAAGAUGCUCAAACCGAGCGCUCACUUGGUGGAACGUGAAGCUCUGAUGUCAGAGCUCAAGAUCCUCGGCUACCUUGGUUACCAUGACAACAUCGUCAACCUGCUGGGAGCCUGCACGCGAGGAGGCCCCAUGUUGAUGAUUACAGAGUACUGUAGCCACGGCGACCUGCUCAACUUCCUGCGGGCUCACGCUCAGGACUUCAUGACGUCCAUUGUGAGCGUGGACGAAUCAGAGGGGGAAGUGUUCUAUAAGAACAUGGCCGCCCAGCACGCCAGGCUCAGGAGUGAUAGUGGGAUCUCGUGUUGUUCAGAUUAUCAGGAGAUGCAGCCGGCUCUGAGUCCAGGACAAAAACAUUCAGGUAUGCAGACAGACAGUAUCUCUGUUGAAGACCUCAUGAGGUUUUCCUACCAGGUCGCUCAGGGUCUGGACUUCCUGUCCACCAGGAAUUGUAUCCACAGAGAUGUGGCGGCGAGGAACGUCCUGCUGACUGAUCAUCGUGUAGCAAAGAUCUGUGACUUCGGUUUGGCGCGAGACAUCCGUAACGACGACAGUUACAUCGUCCAGGGAAAUGCUCGUCUCCCGGUGAAGUGGAUGGCGCCAGAGAGCAUCUUUCAGUGCGUCUACACCGUCCAGAGUGACGUCUGGUCCUACGGAGUCCUACUGUGGGAGACCUUUUCUCUGGGUAAGAGUCCGUACCCUAAUGUUGCCGUGGAUACCAACUUCUACAAGAUGAUCCAAGAUGGACGCCACAUGGACCAGCCUGACUUUGCUACAGCAGACAUGUAUCAGCUGAUGAAGCUCUGCUGGAGUCUGGAGCCCACACACAGACCAACCUUUAAAACGAUCGCUGAGCUCAUCAACAGGCUCCUCCCCUCCACCAGUGACAUGUCGCCACAUCACAGCGAGCAGUUGGCGUACAGGAACAUCUGUGAGUUCAGAGAGGAGGAGGAAGAGGAGGUCAGAGGAGGAGAUGCCGUGAAGAGAGGAGGAGGAGGAGGUGGAGGAGGAGAGGAGCGAGCUCACAGAGAGUGCCAUGAGGAUGAUGAUGAUGAUGAUGAUGAUGACGACAAUGAGGAGGAGCCGAUGAUGAAGAACAUCUACCAGCUGUCCUGAUCAUUUCGUCCAAUCAAAAUGUGUCUCAGUGUCUCAUGUUGUCAUGACAGCAUCGUCACAAAGGCCAUGCCCCCUUUAGGUAAAAACAACACUGUAAAAAAGCUGCUGACAAAAAAAUAAAAAUACAGUUUAGGAUUUUGUUUCAUCCCCAAAGAGCGACGGACAUGUGAGACGAAGCCUUCAUCACACAUCAGAAUCUGGAACAGUCGGACACAGACUGAUUCAGAACAGGUGUCGGCAGUUUGUGACAUCGUUCACAAAAAAGCACAAAGAGCGAGAAAGUCUGAGGAGGACGGACAGGAAGACCAACUUUGACCAGGAAGUCAGCACAAGUGCUCUCAUCAUAACUCGUUGCUUUGUCCGUCGACUUUCACGUCUUAAUGUGACGCGCUGAGUUUCCUCUUGCAUCUGCUGCGGACAUCAUCAUGUCUUUUCAAAAUAAACUUCUGUUUCCACAGGAAGUGUUCAGUUCA
This is a messenger RNA of Epinephelus fuscoguttatus (brown-marbled grouper), 3684 nucleotides long. It is a transcript of the gene csf1rb, whose product is annotated as colony stimulating factor 1 receptor, b. The transcript has 22 exons. NCBI's taxonomy places the organism in Eukaryota, Metazoa, Chordata, Actinopteri, Perciformes, Serranidae. Gene Ontology annotation, biological process: osteoclast differentiation; multicellular organism development; positive regulation of kinase activity. The coding region runs from base 65 to 3211 and encodes 1048 amino acids. Gene Ontology annotation, molecular function: cytokine binding; macrophage colony-stimulating factor receptor activity; ATP binding. Gene Ontology annotation, cellular component: CSF1-CSF1R complex; signaling receptor complex. The record is from RefSeq and is a predicted model, not a curated record.